Molecule: messenger RNA, 3349 nt
Organism: Sceloporus undulatus (fence lizard)
Lineage: Eukaryota; Metazoa; Chordata; Lepidosauria; Squamata; Phrynosomatidae
Gene: TTC34
Product: tetratricopeptide repeat domain 34
Exons: 8
Coding region: 1-3276 (1091 amino acids)
Molecular function (GO): protein binding
Source: RefSeq, a predicted model, not a curated record
AUGGAGCACCAAAGUGAAAACACAGCCUUCACCGGCAUUCAUUGUCUCCAGUGGAUUCAGGAUCAGACCAGCAUGCUUUCCUUGUCCCCACCCAAGACUGUUAUAGCAGAUCAGGCCAUGUAUCUCUGUAAAGAAGGGGACCAACGGUUAAUUGUCAAUGAACUCUCCUUGGCCACCGCUUUCUAUACAGCUGCAUUCAGCUGCAAUGGUCAGAUAGCCAUUGAAAAGGUGGCAUCCCUCGGAGAAGAAUCUGGCGCAAGAGUAAUCGCCGUUUUGGAGAGAUGGUGCCAAGACGGAGGCCCCAUUCCCCAGGUUCAGUGCGUCAUUCCAAAUACCCCGAUGCUCAGCGUUGGGAUCGCGGCCAUUUUCCUCUCCACCCUCAACCCCAACAACAUGGUCGCCUCUCUGUACAAGAUGGAAGCUUUGCUGAAACUGGGCCGCUACGAGGAAGUGGUGAGUCAGUGUAACUCUCUGGUUGGCACCCACCAUUGCGUGGAGUUGGUCCUCACUAGGGCUUUGGCCUUGGUGCUGCUGAGGACACACUCUCAAAAUGGCCUCAUGGACUAUCUCUAUACCUUUACAAAACAUCGAGAGAAGACGCUAGAGUUCAUAAGCAGUCGGCAAAAGGAGCACUUGCAGCAGGUCGUCCAUGCCUGCUUUGACUUCAUCUCACUUGGGUUAAAUGGUCACUGCACCCUACAAAACUGGCAAAGCACUUGCUAUGACUUUCUGGCUACCUUAGUACCAGAGGACAUCCGUGUCCGCCAGGUUCAAGCAGCUCACCUGUUUGAAAAACAACAAUAUAAGGAGUGUGUGUCUAUUUACAGUAAGGCUUUGGAUGUGUUGUCAGCCAAUGGUGCAACCUGGGACGACAGAGCGCCUGGUCUUCUUAUAGGCAGGGCAGCUGCGUACUUUUCUCUAGGUGGGCGAGUGCCAGAAUUAAUGCAGGACUUGACAGCAGCCUUUGAGUUUAGCCCCAGCUUGGCAAAGAGGUGGUUUGAGGAGCUUUUCUCUGCUGCAGACAUUGAGAGUAUACAAAAAAUCUCCAGAGCAGCCCUGGAGGAAGGGUUUGCAUCCUACAGAGAAGCCGUCCGUACCAGGCUUGAAGUCCGAAGCGAUGGCAACAAGGGGCUGCUCUCCGCAGUCAUCUCCACCCUUCAUUUCCUCAUUCAGAUUUCUCCAGCGGCAAGGCGUGAACUCAAUGUGCGGCUGGCCGACUGUUACAUCUUGGAGGGCGACAUCAAGAGCACCUUGGACAUUUGUAAUGCUCUUCUGGAUUCUGAGCAGGAGACGUACCACAACACCAUUCUCGCCCUGCGAGGUUUCUGUCAUCUUCAUGCCAAAAGGUGUCAAGAGGCCCUCCAGGAUUUCCAAAAGAUCAUAGAGCACAGCUCUCCGCAUCCCAUCAGCUGCAUCAAGGCGCUUUGCGGCCGUGGCCUGAUCCGGGCUUGGGAGGGAAGCACUUACUUUACAGCCCUAGACUAUAUCACUGCCUGUAGGCUUAGAUUCAAGGAAACCAGCUUUGUGAUCAAGGCCUACAUACCAUGGAACCAAAGAGGCUUCCUUUUGGUUGUUCUCCAAGAGGAAGCACAGAAGAUCCUUGAAAGGAAACAGAACGCAAGCAGCAGCUCAGCUCUCCAAAGCAAUGCAAUAAAUAUGCUGAAUGGAUUCCAGAUGAAAGAAGGGAAUGCAUCUGCGGCUCACCAGCUGGCUUUUCUCCUGUUGGACCUAGAUGCUUCCAGUGAAGCAUCUCGGAUCUUAUGUGCUGAUGCUCUGUAUCGGAUGGAUCAAAUGAACGAUGCCCAGAAGAUUCUUCUAGUGGAGCUCUCCAAAACAUCACAGAAAUCUGCUAUCCUAGCUAGGCUGGCCCUGCUCCAGUUGAAGAAAGGUUUUGUAUAUGACUGUAACCAGUUUUUGAAGAAGAUUGCCCAAACUGGAGAGAUAUCCAGCUUCUUUGUUCUGGUGAAAAUUUUGAAAGACGAAGACCGGACCUUAAUGCAAAGGCACUGCCAUUCAAGGGCUUUGACUGUCCUGAAGCAUAAGCAAGGUGUGGACUACAUCAAAGAAGCCAUCGUCUACCUUUCCUUUGCCAUCUCUGCCGCUGGUGGUUUUGCUGUGGAUUCCCUUCUUGCCCGAGCCCGUUGUUAUGGACAGCUUGGCCAAAAGAAGACAGCUAUCUUCGAUUUCAAUGUGGUCUUGAAAGAAGAUCCUACAAAUGCUCAGGCUCUUUGUGGGAAAGGAUUCAUUCAUUUAACCCUGAACCAGGAAAAGGAAGCUGUGCGCGAUCUGACUGCGGCCAUCAAAGCCGACCCAGUUUUGGCCGUUGCUGAAAUCCUCUCGCUAAAGCCACAAGCCCAAGCGCUGAUCCACCGGUGCUUGUUUUCUCACUGCCGGGAUGCACUGUCCGAACAUGAUGCUUGCAAAGAGCCCUGCCGUGGAGAGACUCUGAAGGACUGUGCCAUUGUUGCAGAAUCGCUUGUGAAAAUAAACAGCAAGGACACGAAAAGUCACAUCCUCUAUGUGGACCUUUUAGCUGCUGAUGGGAGACACAAAGAAGCGUUGACUUACCUUGAGGAGACAUUUGGGGAGAGGGUGCCCGAUGAUGCCACCAAUUUGCGCUUUGGCUUGCUUCAUGCCAAGGAGAGAAACAUGACCAGCGCAGCCCACGUUUUGGCAAGUUUAGCCACACAGAACUAUGAAGAACUAGGAUAUCUUCUCAACUUCUUAGACCUCAAGCAGAGAGAAAACCUUGCUCAGGUCGCAUCCAAAGAAGGAAAUGCAUUGGCGAAGAAGCAAUGCCAUGCAAAGGCUGUUGGCUACUAUUCACUGGCUAUCUUGGCAAGCAAGAGUAACCCUCGAUAUCUUCGCCAGCGCGCUGCUUGCCUAGCCUACCUAAAGGACUACAAGGCAGCCUUGAAGGACAUGAGCAUUGUCCAAAACCAUGGGACGAAUGCACCGAGGACUCGAGUGAAAGACUAUUGCUUCCAAGGCCAUAUGCUCUUGUCCAUUUCGGAGGAGGAACUGGCAGUUGGGCAGUAUAUGAAAGCCUUUGAACUGGAAGAGUCCUUGACUCUGGCCAAUAUACCAACUGGUCACGAUAGAGAAAGACUGUCCAAAGCAUUCCUCAAAACGGCCGAAUCUUGUUUUGCCAUGAGCCACUAUGAGGACGCCUGGAAGACCACAGAAUAUGGGCUGAUGGUGGACCCAGAUAACCAUGAGCUUAAAAAGCUUAGAACGAGAAUUAAGCGGGAAGCCUGUGGUUGCAGGGUUCAAUAAUUUGCUCUCUGUUUCCAUUCUGUAAAUUGUAGUUUUUUGUGGGUGUUUCGGGCUCCAUGGCCAUGUUCUAGAA